This is a messenger RNA of Vavraia culicis subsp. floridensis, 1691 nucleotides long. RefSeq lists its product as uncharacterized. Gene Ontology annotation, cellular component: cytosol. Gene Ontology annotation, molecular function: thioredoxin peroxidase activity. NCBI's taxonomy places the organism in Eukaryota, Fungi, Microsporidia, Pleistophoridae. The transcript has a single exon. Gene Ontology annotation, biological process: cell redox homeostasis; response to oxidative stress; cellular response to stress. The record is from RefSeq and is a predicted model, not a curated record. Bases 623 to 1156 code for a protein of 177 amino acids.
CAAAUAUUCACUCUUAUUAAUGAUAAUUUGAUGAUUUAGCUCAAUACAAUGAUGUUUGAACCUCAAUUAAUAUUAUUCCUAGAUCUAUAUGUGCAUUUAGGAUAAUCUUAAGGAGAUAACUGGAACAUGACCACGAAUUAUUAUAAUUAGAAUGAUUUACUCCUUAUUUGUUUGAGGAAGGCAUCAUAUUCAACGUUGGUAUGAACAAUUAAUUGCUAUUACUAUCAACUUCAACUUUUGUGCCAAGUCAUACCACUAGGUUAUACUGCUUUUUACCAGUUUCUCUUUUUAUCCGUCACAGAAGAUACAAAACUCCUUUUACUGUGCUGUAUAAUCCAUUUUAUAUGCCACAUCCUGAUCCGAAUCGCUUCUCCUUACAUUCACGCUCAAUAUGGAAUGUAUUUUAUGAUUUUGGAUGUUCUGUAUGAUAGGAUAUUAUUACAUGUAUUCGUGUAAGUACCGGUUACAGCUAUUGUUCUCUUAUGCCAACAUCAAAUAAAAUGUCUUCCUUGAAUAACAGCAUCAUACUCGUACGCACAUAAUACUCCGCAUUUAUUUUUCUCUUUUGUUCGAAAAUGACACUUUCAAAGAAAGUUGUAAAAUUUUGAGAAAACAGGCACCCAUGGCAAUUUCGCGAAACCUUCCGCAAACCUAUACCGCCGAUCUAACCUUUGAAGCUGUCUACAAAGACAAAGUGAAGACGAUUAGUCUGUCUGACUAUGCCAAUAAGUACGUUGUCCUAAUCUUCUAUCCGUAUGAUUUUACGAUUGUUUGUCCAACAGAGAUAAACGCAAUAUCGGACAGCAAAUCCAAAUUCGAGGAUGUCAAUUCUGUUGUUUUAUUCGUGUCCUGUGAUUCGAUUUACUGUCAUCAAGCAUGGAUGAAGGUUAGUCGAUCAGAUAAGGGCAUUAAGGGAUGCACAUGGCCGGUUAUUUCCGAUUAUGAUCGCUCUUUGUCUCAAUACUUCAACAUCUGCGAACCAGCAGGGAAUUGUGCGCGAGCUACCAUUAUACUGGAUAAGAAAAGAAAUCUUGUGCAUUUCAGUGUAGGUGAUAACAGAAUGGGACGGAACGUCGAUGAAAUUCUGAGGACAUUGCAGAUGGCCAACAGAGUGGAAAAAACAGGUGAAAUGUGUGAGUGCAACUGGAAAAAGUAAAAAAAAUGGCAUCGUAAGAUAAGUUUUUACUCGUGUCCGAUGCGCUGGUAUUAGUAUUGCCGUUUUUACACUUCUGUAAGUGGUUCCUUAAAUGCUAGAGCAGAGUGUCUAGAUUUUAUCCUGUUUUAUCGUUACUUUAAUAAUUUGCGUGCGGCAAAGCUGAGUCUUGAGCGUGAAUUGGUGGAUUGCUCGGAAGACGUGAAUACACCACUACUUUGUUUUUAUGUGCUAAGUCGAGCUUUCUAUUCGUUCCAUCCCAGAGAUGAGUGAUGUGGGACGAACAGGAGUUGCAGCUAUAUUUAAACCUAACGUGUCCUGGUAAUAGGUUUGUUUCAUACUAGAUGUUCUUAAGGCUGUAUAUCGCAUUAUUUUCGCUGUUUUGCAGUCCCAAGCAUCUCGUCUUAUGGUAUAUGUUUACACUGGCCCGUGAAGAAAGGUAAACUGGGCUUUCAUUCUUGAUUAAAGAGCCAAACUAAUAGUAAAUUACGUUUUUUGACAAAAAUAGCUCGUAUCGAUGUACUAAAGUGAUAAAUAA